AUGAACAACGGUGUGACAGCGAUGGACGAGCUAUGCGAUGGCACGGCGACGUCGUCGACGUCGUCGGUUGGACGACUCGGCGCCGACGCGUUUGUCGGAUGCGUCGGGAGUCCCGAGAACUUUUUUCUCGGCGACGAGAUUUGCCCGCUGCCGCGAGAUCGAUGCAACACGUGGCCGAUGCGACGGCCUCAUCCCGAUCCAAUCUCGCAAACGAGCCCACUUAUACAUGAGCAAAUUCCCGAAGAGGAUCCCGACUUGUUCGGAAGCAACGAACAGUGCGGGCAACUUGGAGGAACAUCGAAUGGAUCGACGAACAUGCUGCACUCUCCAGAUGGCAAUCACAUGUCGUCGCCGCUCAAUCACAACAACAUCUCGCCAACCGCCGACGGUUCGCCGGAAUCGGGUUCGAAGAAGGCGACGACGCGACGCAACGCGUGGGGAAAUCUGAGCUACGCGGACCUCAUCACACAGGCGAUCAUGCAGAGUCCCGAGAAGCGAUUAACUCUCGCACAGGUAUACGAAUGGAUGGUGCAAAAUGUUCCGUAUUUCCGGGACAAGGGAGAUUCGAACAGCUCAGCUGGAUGGAAGAACAUGGAGAUGGAGAAGCGUGUGGUGACGACGACGGCGGCGGCGGCGACGGGCCCUCCGGCGGCAGGCGACACCACGAGGACCUCCCAUUGA
This is a messenger RNA of Caenorhabditis bovis, 681 nucleotides long. The record is from the annotation of a GenBank genome assembly. NCBI's taxonomy places the organism in Eukaryota, Metazoa, Nematoda, Chromadorea, Rhabditida, Rhabditidae.